GCAAGUUGGGGAGGUUGCAGAUAAGUACAAGUAAUUAGCUGUAAACGUAAUUAAGGAGGACUAAUUUCCGUGAAAUUGAGAGCCACCUUAAUGGAAAGGAAGCCUCUCAAUUCCAACAUGUAGCCAAAACCAACGGCGGCUUUUAGCCCCGCUUGUUUGUUUAUUUUUUUUAAGUUUUCAUUUCCUCUUCCUUUCCAAACACGAACAACAGAAACAAGAAUCGACUUGUCAAUUCCCAACGAACCAGAUUUCAACGAUUUUCCAUCCCCGAUAUUCAAGGACUAGGAUUUAAUUUGGAUUGGAAUUUUAAUUCUAGGGUUUCGAAGAUUCAUCGUAAAAUUAAUUGAAUUAAUAAUUGAUUUUGAUUUGAAAUAUCCUAGGGUAUGGGAAUCGAAGUGUCCAGUUCCAAACCUUUACCUAUUGAUGCUGAGAAUAUGACAAAGGGAGAUAACGAGAAGGUUCGUGUCCAGAGAAAGACUUUACUGGCCGUGCUGGAGCAGUGCCAGAGAGCUCUUGAAUUGCUUGCUAAAGACUAUGAUGAAGAUGAUAACGAUGAAGGCGCCGAUUCCGAGGAGGAGCCGAGCCGCGAAGGAUCAUGGUCUUCCCGGGCCGAUCCAGAAGCUGAUGAGCUUUGCAAUCUUCUUAAAUCUCGAGUUGAAUGCCCUGACUUCCUUCAAAAGUUAGAGCGUGCGCAGGUGUCACAAAUUAAUGCUGUUGCUGUGGCGGAAGAAGGUAGUUCAUGGGAAAUGGUCAGUAGCAAUGAUACGUGGGAUAGUGAAAAUGCCGAUUUGGAUGAAGAAGAUUACGUUCUUGUUGGGGAAGAAGAUAUAUUGGAUGGUAUUGCAUGCUUCAUGGCAACAUAUCUACUCUCCCUUAAACAGACCAAGAAUAUGACUCCAAGUCAACUUCAAGAAGCUCUUGGCAAGACCUUCUCUGUAAAGAAGAAAAAGGGAAAGCUUCGGAAAGCUUGGGAUGGAAGUAAAGUCUUAUAUAAUGUAGCUUCCUGGGGUGCAACGGCCAUCGGGAUAUAUCAAAAUCCUGUUCUUCUGAGGGUUGCCUCUAAAGCCUUCUGGACUUCAUGUCAUGCAAUAUCAAAGCUUCUCUGAUAUGUCUGUGUCAUCAUUGGUUUUAGACUGGUUCUGGUGUUGGGAUGCACUGUUGUAUUUAUGCUUGUGGUGUCAGUGCAGGUUGGUGUUUCACAGUUUGUGUAACUUUAAUGCCAUUCUUUGGGUGUUACAGAUCCAUUGAUUCCUUGUCUUAAAUUGAACUUGUAAAUAUUUGUGCCUCGUGAAGCAUUCUGAGUGCAAUUCAAAUUCAUUGGCUAUAACAUCUUUAGUCAUCAGUUUGAUUUUUA
This is a messenger RNA of Mangifera indica (mango), 1354 nucleotides long. RefSeq lists its product as uncharacterized. NCBI's taxonomy places the organism in Eukaryota, Viridiplantae, Streptophyta, Magnoliopsida, Sapindales, Anacardiaceae. The coding region runs from base 384 to 1106 and encodes 240 amino acids. The record is from RefSeq and is a predicted model, not a curated record. The transcript is spliced from 6 exons.